Tupaia belangeri chinensis (Chinese tree shrew) is the source of this 630-nucleotide messenger RNA. RefSeq names its product keratin associated protein 26-1 (gene KRTAP26-1). The transcript has a single exon. Gene Ontology annotation, cellular component: keratin filament. Gene Ontology annotation, molecular function: structural molecule activity. The record is from RefSeq and is a predicted model, not a curated record. Bases 1 to 630 code for a protein of 209 amino acids. NCBI's taxonomy places the organism in Eukaryota, Metazoa, Chordata, Mammalia, Scandentia, Tupaiidae.
AUGUCUUGCCGUAACUACUGCUCUGGAAACUGCGACUCAGGAUCCCUCAGAAACUCCUGCCAUGUUCCUCUUCCCCCCUCCAUUGCCCUCUGCUCUACAAAUGUGAGCUGUGGAGAUGUUGUCUGUGUACCCAGUAGCUGUCAAGAUGGUUCCUGGCUCACGACCAACUGUCAAGAGACCUGUGGUGAACCAGCCAGCUGCCAGCCCAGCCACUAUGAAACUUCUUGCUACCCUUCUUCCACGGCUUGCUAUGCUCCCAGGCCCUGUCAAGGAACCAGUUUUUUGCCUGCUGCUUCCUUCAUCUCCAGCUCCUGCCUCCCAGUAUCCUGUAGACCUCUGAGCUAUGUGUCCAGCAGCUGUCGUCCGCUGAGCCCUCUGCUCAGUAGCUACCAGCCCGCAGGCUGUGUGCCCACUGGCUAUCGCCCCCAGACCUGUUUGUUGAACAGCAGCCGCCCGAGCCUCCUCACUUCUGGAUGCCGACCCGUGGGCUGCUCGACCUAUGGUCCUCAAACACUUCAUGUUGUGCCCAGCAGCCUCAGGCCUCUGCCGUCCCUCUCUGGUGGUUGUCAACCUCUGACCCACGUGUUUGGCUCUUGUCGUCCAUCUUGCUCUGGCCUGGGAGGCCAGUAG